GACAGUCCCCAGAAGGGCUGCGCUCCCGUCCCCCGCUCCCCCCUCCCAGCGCUGGGAGCAGGUGGCCCGGGGUCCCUUCCCCAAGUAUGUCCCCCCGCCUCCUGCCCCCCAACCCUCCCGCUCCAGCCUCUUCCCCGCGCCUCCAUUUUCCACGCGGAAAAGGAAAAUAACAAAUCCCGCCUCUCGCCCUCCCCUCCUCCUCACCCCAAGUUGCGGGCAGCCCUUUGCCUCCUCCCUGCCGGAGCACCUGACCAGGACACAGGUCCCUGUCCGUGUCAGGAUGGCCAAUCCAGACACCUACCUGCGUCAGCCCUGGCACAUGGUGCAUGGCAUUCCCAUGGUUGAUGCCUUCGCCCACAACUGGGAGCGCAUUGAUACCUUCCAGAGCCGUCCUGAGGACAUUGUGGUGGUCACCUUCCCCAAAUCUGGCACCACCUGGGUCAGCGAGAUUGUGGACAUGAUCCUGAAAGGUGCCGAUGAAGAAAAAUGCAAGCAGGAUAUCAUCGUCAAUCGGGUGCCCAUGCUGGAGUUUGCUGCCCCCGGGAAGAUGCCAGCAGGCACAGAGCAGCUGAAGGCCAUGGCAUCCCCUCGCAUCAUCAAGACCCACAUCCCAGCUCACAUCUUGCCAAAAUCCUUCUGGGAAAACGGCUGCAAGAUGAUCUAUGUGGGGCGCAAUGCCAAGGAUGUGGCUGUCUCCUACUACCACUUUGACCUGAUGAACAAGCUGCACCCACACCCUGGGACAUGGUCCCAGUACCUGGAGGAGUUCAUGGCUGGCAGAGUGGCAUAUGGCUCCUGGUACGACCAUGUCAAGGACUACUGGGAGCGGAGGAAGGAUCACCCCAUCCUCUACCUCUUCUAUGAGGACUUGAAGGAGGACCUCCACCGGGAGAUUGCCAAGGUGGCCCAGUUCCUGGGGAGGGAGCUGCCGGAGGCAGCCCUGGAUGCUAUCGCCCGACACACCUCCUUUGAGGCCAUGCGGGACAACCCCACCACUAACUACACCAUGGUACCCUCCCACCUCAUGGACCAUGGCAUCUCUCCCUUCAUGCGCAAAGGCACCACUGGAGACUGGAAGAACCACUUCACUGUGGCCCAGAGCGAGCGCUUUGACCAGGACUACGCACAGAAGAUGUCGGGCACCGACCUGCGCUUCCGCACCCAGAUUUGAGGAGGCACUGCCAGAUGCCCCCCAAAACUGACCUGUGCUGUUGGCACCAUCACUGUGCCAGGGGCUUCUUCCCCUCUCCUGGGACUGCUGGAGAGAAAUAAAAUAUCCUCCCUGAC
This is a messenger RNA of Apus apus (common swift), 1287 nucleotides long. Its product is annotated as sulfotransferase 1B1-like. Gene Ontology annotation, cellular component: cytoplasm. Gene Ontology annotation, molecular function: sulfotransferase activity. Lineage: Eukaryota; Metazoa; Chordata; Aves; Apodiformes; Apodidae. Gene Ontology annotation, biological process: sulfation. Bases 281 to 1171 code for a protein of 296 amino acids. The transcript has 8 exons. The record is from RefSeq and is a predicted model, not a curated record.